AUGCCUAUCCAUUAUGUGUUCAAACCCAAGAAAGUCCAGCUGACGGAUGGAAAUUUGGUGCUGGAUACGCCCGUUCCAACCAGCUAUCUUUCUGCAGUUGAUUAUCAAACGGAUCAUGAAUUUGAGACCAUGCGCUACAUGGCCGUGACAUGCGAUGCGGACAUGGUGCCAGAGGGCCGGUACAAACUCAGGGCACAGAGCUUGAAGCGAUCGAUAGAACUUGCUAUCUGUCUGACUGUCAAUGAGGAAUCUCCGCAGGCGUUUUGUUUGACACUGCACUCGUUGAUCAAGAACAUCAAGCAGAUGUGUUUGUCGACCUCAAAAUCGAGGGCGCACAAGAAUCCUGUGUGGAUGGAGGAGGAUUCAUGGCAAAAAGUCGUGAUCUGCAUCGUGGCAGACGGUCGAAGGCAUCUGAAUCCCAUUAUUCUCAAAGUCCUGGCGGCGAUGGGAUGCUGGCAGGAGGGAGUGGCGAAGAACCAGGUCAACGGGAAAGCUGUGCAGGCACAUAUCUUCGAGUAUUCGACACAGGUGUCAGUGGAUAGCAAACUGCGACUCAAAGGACGGACCAUAAAAAACACCAACAAGCACCACUACCCACCUAUUCAGAUCGUCUUCUGUCUCAAGGAACGACACACCAAAAAACUGAAUUCUCACCGCUGGUUCUUCAACGCGCUCUGCCCACUGCUCAAACCAAGGAUCACUCUGCUCACGACAGCCGGAACAAAGAUUGGCGAUGGCAGUCUUUUUCACCUCUGGAAUGCCUUUGACAGGAAUCCACACACGGCGGGAGCAUGUGGAGAGAUUCGUGUUGCCAAAGGAUUGCUCUGGUGGAAGGUUCUGAAUCCGCUCAUCGCAGCUCAGGUUUUCGAGUACAAGGUCUCGAGCGUCCUGGAGAAGCCAUUCGAGAGCAUUUUCGGAUAUAUCUCAGUCAUGCCUGGUGCAUUGGUCGCGUAUCGAUAUGAGGCGCUCUUGCCAGAACCCAUCUCUGGAAAGGGGCCGCUGACAGCCUACUUUGAACCGGAUUACCUUGUGUUUAGCGAUGAUCAUCGGGAAGUUGGCGAAGUGCUGCAGUAUUCGUACUUUGCCGAAGACCAGAUCCUACCCUUUUUGGUGACGACUCGAAGGAAUGCCUCGUACACAAUGCAAUAUGUUCGAUCCGCCUGGGCCGAAACUGAACUGCCAGCGGGGAUUGGGACAUUUUUGGGCAUGAAACGCAAGUGGCAAAACAGGCGGUUCUUUGGACUGAUCUAUGCAGUGUCGCAUGUCGCAGCGAUCUGGAGAAGUGGUCAUAACUUUAUGAGAAAGCUAUGGUUGACCUUGGAGAUCAUCUACCUGGGAUGCGACACCGCCUUCUGGUUUUUGGCGCUGGGGAAUUACUAUCUGGUAUUUUACUACAUGGCUCAGACGCUGGCGCAUACAUCGCAAAUAACCGCCGGCAGCACUGCGUUCAUGUUAACGCGCUACGUUUACAUAUGCCUCAUUGUCGUUGUGAUGAUGAUCUCUAUGGGCAAUCGGCCCCGAGGGUAA
Messenger RNA from Gamsiella multidivaricata, 1527 nucleotides. RefSeq names its product chitin synthase-domain-containing protein. Lineage: Eukaryota; Fungi; Mortierellomycota; Mortierellomycetes; Mortierellales; Mortierellaceae. The transcript has 4 exons. Gene Ontology annotation, cellular component: cell periphery; cell septum. The record is from RefSeq and is a predicted model, not a curated record. The coding region runs from base 1 to 1527 and encodes 508 amino acids. Gene Ontology annotation, molecular function: chitin synthase activity.